AUGGACAGUUUAACUGCAGUCCAUUGCCUUCAUUUCUUAACACUUGCAGCUUUAUUUUUGAGCAUCUCUGCUGCUGCUGUCACCACCCCAAACAACACAUCACCACCUCAGACGUUGGUCAUGAAGCUUAUUCACCAUGAUUCUAUUCUGUCACCUUUCCAUAAUUCCACAGGGAGUGUUUCUGAUCGUGCAGAACGUCUCAUGAGGAAUGCAAUCGCUCGUUCUAUGUUCCUGGAUUCCAAGGCCAGUGUCCAAACCAAUCUUAUUCUCGACAGCAAAUAUAGUAUAUUCAGCGUGAGCUUUUUUGUAGGCCAGCCUCCAGUUCCACAGUUUGCAAUUCUGGACACUGGCAGCUACCUGUUAUGGAUUCAAUGCGAGCCAUGCCAGAAAUGUUUUCAACAGUCAUAUCCUAUAUUUGACCCUUCAAAGUCUUCCACUUAUAAGGAGUUUUCUUGCAACGAUCCUCUUUGUAUACAGUUCGGUAAUGCGAGAUGCGACUCUCAACAAAGAUGUGGCUAUGGCAUGGAAUAUAUGGAUAACAGUAAAACUGAAGGAACUUUGGCCUUGGAACAACUCAGCUUCCAAGCAACUGACUGA
Tripterygium wilfordii is the source of this 597-nucleotide messenger RNA. RefSeq names its product aspartic proteinase CDR1-like. NCBI's taxonomy places the organism in Eukaryota, Viridiplantae, Streptophyta, Magnoliopsida, Celastrales, Celastraceae. The record is from RefSeq and is a predicted model, not a curated record. Gene Ontology annotation, cellular component: extracellular region. The transcript has a single exon. The coding region runs from base 1 to 597 and encodes 198 amino acids.